Molecule: messenger RNA, 5976 nt
Organism: Porites evermanni
Lineage: Eukaryota; Metazoa; Cnidaria; Anthozoa; Scleractinia; Poritidae
Source: the annotation of a GenBank genome assembly
AUGACGGCGAAAGGGUUGAUUGGAGUCGAUAUGAAAGACACGGGGGACUCAAUUUCCCGCGGUUCCAUCGAAGUUUGCCGCCUUAUGCACCCUGAUGAUGCUAAUAUUGCUGGCAAUGUUCACGGUGGAACAACAUUGAAGCUAAUCGAGGAAGCAGGGCUCAUAAUUGCUACACGCCAUUGUAACAAGAAUGGUCGGAAAACAAGUCCUGAGCCGAUAUUGGCAGCUUUGGCGCGCGUUGAAAGGACAGAUUUCUUGCAACCGAUGUUUAUAGGGGAAGUUGCUCAAGUUCACGUAGAGCUAGGCUACGCAUCAACGCAUUCUUUGGAAGUGCAAGCGUGCGUUUGGGCAGAAAAUCUCAUAACCGGAAGUCGUAGGCUUACCAACCGUGCCUCACUCUGGUACGUUCCCGUCACCGGAAAUGAGGAGAUGAGGAUCAUACCAGAGGUACCUGCUGUAGAAUAUUCAAGUAAAGAGGAAGAGGAAAGAGGAAAAGAGAGAUACAAAAGACAGAAGAGAGCUAGGCUUGAUAAAAGGGAGCUUAUGAAAGAGGUAGAUAAACGUUAUUACUUACAUACAUGUAAUAUUCUGUUAUACAGGGUUGGGGAGGGGUACUCAAGAAAGUUUUGUAAGGGGAAGCUCUUCCACAAAGUCCAACCCCUUUUCCUUUUUUAUACCACUUUUAACAAAAAAAGUGCCUCUUUCAAAUACCUUCUAUAGACAACGGGUACCCCUUUCACAUACCUUCACUGUAGUUUUAAAAUUAACUUCUGUAAUGAAGCCCCUUCCCUUUGAUAGACAAGACAAGACAAGACAAGACAAUGUUUUAUUUGGAGUCUUAUACAGUCCUAUGUAUAUCGACUUUAUCCAAAUAAUUUAAAAUUAUAACACAAAUUGCACACUAGUGGAACUAUAAUCAAUGUUAACCUAAACAACUAAUGAUCUUCUUUUCUCAUAGCAGUCGAAUACGUAUUUUGCAAUUAACUUUUGCACUGGUUUGUUCUUGCUCAGAGGGUUUAUUAACAACAGAAAAAGAUCAUCUGGUGCCAUUACUGUUUACUUCUGUUUACUGUAUUCUUUGUUUAAGUAUUCAAAUAAAGUACUUCUUUUUUCUUGAUACGCAGGGCACAGAGUUAAAAAGUGUAUUUCAUCUUCUACGUCUUUUUUACAGAUAGCUAGGACAGAUCCUUUCUUCCGGUUUCUUAUAAGGUCUUACAUACCGACCUGUCUCUAUCGCCAAUUUGUGAUUACUUAGAAGGAGGUUAGUUUGAUGCCUAAAAAUUUAAAAUAAUGGUCUUUUCAGUUAGAGGUGCCACUACAUAUCAAUGAUGGAGUGCAGCCAACUGAGCGAACUGAUGGUGGGAAUGUUUCAAGAUAUAGUGUAAACAGUUCGCAGUCAUCUCUGAUCCACUCUGUACAACCCUCAGAUUGUGCAAGUACUGGGUAUGUACUUGGAGGUGUUACGAUGAAAAUGAUGGAUGAAGUGGCAGGAAUAGUUGCAUUCCGACACUGUAAAACCAAUGUGGUCACGGCAUCAGUUGGUAAGAGUUUAUCCUUCCGCCCCUAAGAAUUAAAAAAAUACAAAUACAAAUAAUAAGAAGAAAAGUUAUGGAUAUGUGUACUUUCAGAUCAACAAUUUUAUACAAAUUUUGAAUUUUGGUCCAAAUAAAAGCUACAAGUAAUUUAAUAAAAAAAUGAAAGGGAAUGCAAAUGAAGUGAUGAUGCUUACAUGUUAUUGGAAGUAAGAAAUUUUUUUUUUUUCCAUCGGUCUUUUGCUCAAAGGGAGCAUAUAACAGAAGCAACAACAAUCACUUACAACAACAACAAACAAAAAUGAACUGAGAGUAGACAAAUGGAAUUUCUUUUUAACACCCUGAACUUCAAGGUGACCAUAAAAAUGUUUUAUUGCCUCAAGCACCAGAGCCAUAUGUGAAUCUGAGACCUUGUCAUGGUUUUGGAAGCCAUUUUGACUUGUAGGCAACUGUGUGGGAAAUUACAGUGUUUUUAUGAGAAUCUCAUGUCGCAGAAUUUCCGUAAAAUGGCUGUUUUGGAAAAAAAAAAUGUGAGUUGUAAACUAAAGCCUCACUCCUAACAAUUCUACUGAAAAAAUAUGAGGGUGUGACAUGCAGCUACAUUUGCUAGAACCAGUUUUUAAAAUUUUCUGUACAUUUCUCUGUCAAAAUUAUUCUUCCAGCCAACUAAAAUUUCCUGGGAAAAAUUGCAGACAAAUAUACGGAAAAGCUAAAGCAAGCAUAUGGAGAAAUUUAAGCACAGUUAAGGCCCUUGAAAUUUGUUAGUAGAAUCCUUUGCUGUGAAGCUUUAGUUUUCAAUUCAUAUUUUUUUCAGAACAGCUGUUUUUGUGGAUACAUUAGAGACCUCUAGAUUCUAUUAGACUAUGACUACAACAACGAGUACGAGAAUUUCUCAAUACUAACCAUGCUAACAGUGAUUUUGUUACAAAUAGCUAUGGUAAGUCCUGGGACUCAUCUUGUGAAAAAUCAUGAGUCCAAGUCCAGAACCAUUGAGUCCUAGUUCAGAAAGACAACAAGUAACAAACUGAAAAUGUUUGGGCCUUUAUAACACAGUUAAUCUGAACCGCCAUAUUACAGUUUACUGAAAUUAAAACAGAGAGCUUUAGAUUUGAGGACAACAAUGUGUACAAGUACAAGAUUUAACUUAAAUGUUAAUUGCACGUGUUCUAGAAAAAAGAGGACACCCAGGCAAGCUUCAUUUUACUUUUUUUCAUCCAAAAAGUUAGUACUGGUAUUUAUACUGAAGGAGGUUAAGCCCUCUCCCGAUAGCAAAAUGAUAAAAUUGCUUAUACUUUUAAUAACUUGUUGUUUUCCUGCCAAAAUGACAUUAGUUCACGCGUGAGCAAUACUCAGUAUUAAGAAAAUCUCAUACUUGUAGACGUCCUGGUCUCAGAAUCUAAAGCUCUCCAAUAUAGUUCUUCUUUUUCUUUUAAACAACAGCCACAAUGGCAGCUACAAAAAUCACACGAACAGAAUAUUCUACGAAAACAUCUUCAGAUCAACCGAAGUAAAAUGAAGAUUUCCGGGGUGUCUCUUUUUUUAGAAUAAAUUAUGUGAAAAUAACUUAAAUCCAGUCUUGUCCAGGUAGUUGUUCUCGUCCAGGUAGUCGUUCUCAUCCAGGCAGUUGUUCUCGUCCUCGAAUCUAAAGGUCUCUAUUAAUGCACUUGGAUAUUAAAUUGUAAAAAGUAAAAUAAAUGUAAAUUUUUGUUAAAUUACAGAUGCGAUUGACUUUCAUGCACCAGUGAAGCUAGGUCACGUGAUACAUCUGACUGGGAGAGCUACUUUCACUAGUAGCCACUCAAUGGAAAUCGAAGUUGUUGUUGAUGCCAAAGAUUAUGUAGCAGGUAUAGACUAAAUUAGAAGUUAUCUCUUUCUAAUGGCCAUUUUAUUGUCCACCCCACCUCUCCAAAAAUGAAUUUCAAAAUGAAAUAAAAUUAUUAUAAAUGAUAAUGGUAAUGACAUUGAUAAUAUAGAUACAUGUAAUACAUAUAAAUUAGUGAAAAUAAUGUAAAGGGGCAACAAAGUAAAUAAUGUCGACUUUCUAUCAAGAUGAACUCUUUCCGAAGAUCUGAACUUUGUCGUUUUCUGCUUUCUAUAAGCUGGCAUUAUCUUUCGGUAAAGAAUUUUGAAACGUCAGUGCUACAUAGAUUUCUGUGGUGGUCAACCUCUGAGCAGCUGGGACGGAAUUCACCUUGUUGCAAUAUCGCGAUCAUUGGUAGCCUGUGAGCAAGCUCUGCAAUGAACCUUUCCACGUUUUUUUAACUAUUAUUAUUUUAUCAUUAUUUUUUUUUUCAAUUUUUGAUGUUGACAACUAAGGAAAAAUCCGUUGACUCCACUGGGAGGAGCGCCUUUAAAUUAGUAAAUUUACCAAGUUUGAAGGUGAUUUGUUGAAAACUAACAAAGAUAUAGUUCCUCAAAGUCGUGAAAUCUUUACAGCUGACGUUUGUUUAAAGUUGGGGGCAUAAACUUGCCCCCCACCAUGCAGACGUCCGUAAAUUUUCUUUGCAGUGGUGUGGACGGUUUUCCCUUAACUGGUGCUUAUUAGGAGUUGAAAAAAAAAGCGUGGAAGGGUUUAUGAUGGCGAGCAAAGCGAACCGCGAAAGAACGCGCGAGCGGCGAAGAAUUCGCGUCUCCUUUCGCGUGCGGCGUACGCGUAAAUAGCCCUCGUUCGAUAUGUUAAAAUUCUGACAUGACUCCUAGGCUUCAAGGACAAAAUUGCAAAUUUUUCACGACUCCAUUGUUUCGCAAUUCCCAGAAGAGACUUCAGCACAAAGAAAAGAAAAUCAAAUAUAGAAAAAAAAUGGGCAGAAAGCCUCGGAGUUAUGUAAGAAUUUUAAUAUAUUGAACCUUGGCUAUUGUCGCGACUCCCCCAAAUAGAGAGUGUGCUCACAGGCCAGAUCAUUGAAAUGGGAAGAAUCUACCUAAUGUGAAUUGAAAAUGAGGCUUGAUACUAUGUUGACAAGAUGAAAUAGUACUGUCAUUAGAGAGUUAACACAACCACGAUGGCAACACUAACGGGAACGUCAAAAAAUAAAAUAAAUGAAUAAAUAAAAUAAAUAAAUAAAUAAAAGGAAAAUUAGACAAAAGGAAGUGAACUGAACGAACCAACCACCUUGCACGUGCCGCACACUUUUUGGUACACUGCAUGACUACGGCACGAAUUUUCGUAGUUAAGGUCCCGUUUAUAUGAGUUGUUCCGGGUAAAAUGAUUACCCUCCCAGCCAAGUCAAUUUAAGCGAGCGUUUGUAUGAAAAAAAAAAAGUUGACCUCUUUACACGCUCCAAUAGCCCUCGUACAUGUAAUGGUUACCUUAAACAUCGCUUGCGCAUGCUCUGAUUGUCUCGCUUUGGCCGAUUUGACCAGUCUAGGCGAGCUAAAGCCCGGCUAGGAGGUUGACCCUACCAUCACAAAAGAUUGAUCCAGCUAGGCAAGUCACCAUUCUGGCCGCUUUUCCAGUCACCUUUUUUGGUUCUCAUUUUCACGUUUUUUCACGUUUUUUAAGAAAAUGUGUAAAAAGUUGGCUCGCCCAGGGUACCUUCCUUGGUAGGCAGGUGGUCCUUUAACCCGGGACAAGCUUUCUCCAUAUAAAAGGGGACUAAUUUCACGUUUUUUGAAGAACGUCUGAAACUCUAGCAUUACGGCUCUUCCGAAUUUGACAUCAGUGAAAUUUAACCUCAUUUGAACAAUUGAAGGAAAUAGAAAAACAGCAAUAAAUUACGGAUCGGCGCGGAUUUAUUUUAUUUACGCUAUAAAUGCCGUGAUUGCGUAAGCUUCCUAUCGAUAUCAUGGUUCUAUCUAGAGUAUUUGAGGGGUAGAAGCUUCUCCCCGCCCCCUCCCCCCCCCCCCCAAAAAAAAAAAAAAAAAAAAAAACCCAGCUUCCCUCCAAAAGAUAUUGUUAUCAUUACAUUAUAUAAGUAACUAUAUCGGAAAAAUCAUCCAGACGCGACGAGGUCAGUGUACAUAAAGUAAGUAUUCCUGUCUAAGGACCCUGUAUGACAAGAAACAUCGAGUAUUAUUAAAAAAAAAAAAUACCACUGUAACAUUUCUCAAAACUGUGUCUCAAAACGCACCAGAUUGUAUAUCAGCGCAUAUUAAUUGUAAUUAAUUUCAGGGGGGCAUGCUCCCGGACCCCCCUAGAAAACUCGUACCCACUCAGGUCUUCUCCUACAAACGCUAAAUCCUAACUGGAACCCCGGGAUAAGGUAACUUUUAUUUAUUGUUUAUUUUUUAUUUAUCUUUAUUUUUAUUUUGUAUUAUUUUUUUGCACUCAGACAAAAGUGUGAGAGCGUGCAGUGCAUUUUUCAUAUAUGUGUCCUUGGAUGAGCAAAGUAGGCCCCAAGCCAUCCCUUCUCUGGAACUUCAAUCUGAUGAGGAGCGAAAACGAUUUGAAGCUGGAAAGAAAAGAUAUCAGCUCCGCAAAGAGGGAAGAACAAGUCGAAACUAA